Jatropha curcas is the source of this 1010-nucleotide messenger RNA. RefSeq names its product LOB domain-containing protein 4 (gene LBD4). The record is from RefSeq and is a predicted model, not a curated record. NCBI's taxonomy places the organism in Eukaryota, Viridiplantae, Streptophyta, Magnoliopsida, Malpighiales, Euphorbiaceae.
AUCCCUUUAACCUAUCAAAGCAAAGCACUCUCUCUCUCUCUCUCUCUCUCUCUCUGUCUCCAUUCUUGUCUUGUGGAGUAGCUAUUUCUCUGUCCUUUCAAUUAGAGUGCACUCUCGUCUUUCCGUGUCUUAUUUGCAAGGUAAAGUGCCCUAAAUAUUAAGGGUAAGUUAAUUAUAUAUAGUACACAGUAAUAUUAUUUGUUCGGGGAAGUGAGAAGAAAGGGACACGUGGAAAAAAUGAAAGAGGGUGGGAGAAAACAAGGAGCAGCAUCACCAUGUGCAGCUUGUAAGCUUUUGAGGAGAAGAUGUGCCCAAGAUUGUGUGUUUGCUCCUUAUUUCCCAGCAGAUGAGCCCCAGAAGUUUGCUAAUGUUCACAAGGUCUUCGGUGCUAGCAAUGUCAACAAGAUGCUUCAGGAACUUCCGGUGCACCAAAGGGGAGAUGCGGUGAGUAGCAUGGUGUAUGAAGCGAAUGCGAGGGUGCGUGACCCUGUGUACGGUUGUGUUGGAGCUAUAUCCUCUCUGCAACAACAGAUUGAUGCUCUGCAAACGCAAUUGGCACUAGCCCAGGCUGAGGUGGUGCACCUUCGGGUUCGACAGACUGCCAUAUCAACUCAUGGACUGAGCCCUGCUAGCCCAACCAAUAGUGGAUCUCCUUCCUCUAGGCUUAUUGGACAAGUCAAACCCAUUUUUGACAUGGAUAUGGUCGACCAAGCCAGCUUGGGAGAGAUGUGGCGCUGCUAAUUAAAAAUUGCUUCCUAUUUCUUAUUUCUUGUCUCAGCCUACUAUCUGAAAUUCAUCAUUUUGUUCUGGUUUAGGUGUCCACAUGGGUAGGAAAUAUAGCGGCCCGCGGUGGUUAUGGCGGCAGCCGCGGUGAAACGCAAAAUUAGACUAUAUUUUUAUGCGUAUCAAUGAAAUGUAAUAUAAUACAAUCAAAUAUAUAUUUAGUGUAAUGUAAAAUUACAUUAGAAAUAAUUUUGAUUAUGUUAUAUUAUAUUUCAUCUAUAUGUAUU